AGACUUCAAACCAAGUUGCGGCGGUUCCGAGGAAACACCUCGGCUUCAUUCAGUGCGGUCACAUUUUAACCACAGUCCGAAUCAGAACCGAACCAGAAACCCAGCGGGGAAACAUGCCGGCCACAGAGAAGGACCUGGCGGAGGACGCUCCGUGGAAGAAGAUCCAGCAGAACACCUUUACUCGCUGGAUCAACGAACACCUGAAGUGCGUCAAUAAGCGGAUCGGGGACCUGCAGCUGGACCUGGGAGACGGCCUCCGGCUCAUCGCCCUGUUGGAGGUUCUGAGCCAGAAGAACAUGUUCAGAAAGUACCACUCCAGGCCCAACUUCAGGCAGAUGAAGCUGGAGAAUGUCUCGGUGGCCCUGGAGUUCCUGGAAAGGGAGAACAUCAAGCUGGUCUCCAUCGACUCUAAAGCCAUUGUAGAUGGGAACCUGAAGCUGAUCCUGGGUUUGAUCUGGACCCUGAUCCUACACUACUCCAUCUCCAUGCCAGUCUGGGAGGGCGAGGACCAAGAGGCAGAGUCAAAGACACCUAAACAGCGUCUGCUGGGCUGGAUUCAACACAAAGUUCCUGAUCUGCCAAUCACCAACUUCAGCCAGGACUGGAGGAACGGGAAGGCACUGGGAGCACUGGUGGACAGCUGUGCACCAGGUCUGUGUCCAGACUGGGAGACCUGGGAUCCAGUCAGACCAGUGGAAAAUGCUACAGAAGCCAUGCAGCUGGCUGACGACUGGCUGGGCAUCCCGCAGGUGAUUGCUCCAGAAGAGAUCAUCGACCCCAGUGUGGACGAGCAGUCCGUGAUGACCUACCUGUCUCAGUUCCCCAAAUCCAAACUAAAGCCUGGAGCUCCACUCAAACCCAAGCUGAACCCCAAGAAGGCCCGUGCAUACGGACCGGGUAUCGAACCCACAGGAAACAGAGUGCUGCGUCCUGCUGUGUUCACUGUGGACACGUUCAGUGCAGGUAAUGGCCAGGUCAUGGUCUACCUGGACCAUCCAGACGGCACCCGGGAGGAGCUGAAGGUGGAGCCUAACGAGGGCAAGAAGGCGUACAGCGUCAGCUAUGUUCCUCAAGUCAUGGGACCUCAUAAGGUGACAGUGUUGUUCGCAGGCCAGGAGAUUCCUAAAAGUCCAUUUGAGGUGAAUGUGGACAAGGCGCUGGGAGACGCCUCCAAAGUAACUGUGAAGGGCCCGGGAAUUGAACCUGUGGGCAACAUCGCCAACAAACCCACCUACUUUGACAUCUACACUGCAGGAGCAGGAACAGGAGACGUGACGGCCAUGAUCCGAGACCCACAGGGCCGUCAGAACAGCGUGGAGGUGAUGAUGGAGGAUAAGGGUGACGGCAUGUACCGCUGCACCUACCGCCCCAUGCAAACCGGACCGCACACCAUCACUGUCACCUUCGGAGGGGUAGGAGUCCCCAAGAGCCCCUUUGGUGUGGACGUCGGACCUGCCUGCAUGCCGGGCGCCUGCAGGGCAACGGGCCGAGGUCUUCAGCCUUCAGGGUUGAGGAUGAAGCAGAUUGGGGACUUCAAAGUGGACACCAGGAAUGCCGGCAGUGGAGACUUAAAGGUGCUCGUCAAAGAUCCCAGAGGCAUCGAGGAGCCUGUGAAGCAGAUCUCCAGUCAGGACGGCGUAUUCUCCUACGAGUAUUGCCCUAAAAGUCCUGGCAAGUACACAGUCUCCAUCACCUGGGGGGGUCAGCACAUCCCGAAGAGUCCAUUUGAUGUGGUAGUCGGUCCAGAGGCGGGGCCUCAGCAGAUCAGGGCCUGGGGUCCUGGUUUGGAGGGAGGCAUUGUGGGUAAACCUGCAACCUUUGUAGUGGAGUCCAUCGGCACUGAUGUUGGAGUUCUUGGUUUUGCCAUUGAGGGUCCCUCCCAGGCUAAAAUCGAGUGUGAGGAUAAAAACGACGGCUCGUGUGACGUUCGUUACUGGCCAACAGAAGCUGGUGAAUAUGCCGUCCAUGUGACCUGUGAUGAAGAGGACAUCGAACACAGCCCCUUCAUGGCCCAAAUCGUCCAUGACGACAACACGAGCCACCCAGAGAAGGUCCAUGCUUACGGGCCGGGGCUCGAGACAAGCGGCUGCCAGGUGGACCAGCUUGCCGAGUUCACGGUGGAGGCAGAAGGAGCUGGGAAAGGACCUCUGAAAAUCACAGCUCAGGAUGCAGAGGGGCAUCCGGUGGAGGUGAAGGUGAGGAGUAAAGGAGAAGGACUCUACCAGUGCUCCUACACGCCCACCUCCUCUCUGAAACACACAGUGUCCGUCACCUGGGGAGGAGUCAGCAUCCCCAACAGCCCCUUCAGGGUGAACGUGGGGAAAGGAAGUCACCCCAGCAAGGUGAAAGUGUUCGGUCCCGGAGUGGAGAGAAGCGGACUGAAGGCCAACGAGCCGACACACUUCACUGUGGAUUGUUCAGGAGCUGGAGAUGGGGAUGUCAGCGUGGGCAUCAAGUGGGAUUCCAGUGCAGUCGGUGGACAGGAGGCUGAUGUGGACUUUGACAUCAUUCCCAAUGCCAACGACACGUUCACCGUCAAAUACGUCCCUCCUGCUGCAGGGAGGCUGACGGUGAAAGUCCUCUUCACUGAUGAGGAAGUUCCUCAGAGUCCGUUCAUGGUAAAAGUCGAGCCGUCUCACGAUGCAUCAAAGGUUAAAGCCAAAGGUCCAGGACUCGCUCCCACUGGUGUGGAGAGCGGUAAGCCAACUCAUUUCACCGUGGUAACCAAAGGAGCCGGUAAAGCUCCGCUGGACGUUUCCUUUUCCUCAUCGGUGAAAGACUUUGACAUCAUUGACAACUACGACUACUCUCACACCGUCAAGUACACACCUGUGCAGCAGGGGGAGAUGACCAUCUUGGUGACAUUUGGAGGCGACCUAAUUUCCAAAAGUCCCUUCACGGUUGUUGUUGCAGCCCCGUUGGACCUCAACAAGAUCUCUGUGGACAACCUGGAUGGAAGGGUAGAAGUGAAUGAAGAGCAGCAGUUUACGGUGAACACAAAGGGUGCUGGAGGUCAGGGUCAGCUGGAGGUGGAAGUGCUGAGUCCGAGCCAGCAAGCGCUGCCUUGUAAAGUGGAGCCUCAGCCCGGGAAAGCAGAUGUCAGUUUGGUCCGUUACACCCCGAAGGAGGAGGGGAUCCAUACUGUCAAUGUAUCCUACGACGGACACCCUGUACCUGGGAGCCCCUUCCCUGUGGAGGCCCAGCUGCCUCCAGACCCCAGCAAGGUGAAGGCUUUCGGCCCGGGUCUGAAGGGAGGUUUGGUUGCGAACCCGGCUGAGUUCACCAUCGACACCAAGGGGGCCGGAACCGGAGGUCUUGGGCUGACGGUGGAAGGACCGACCGAGGCAAAGAUUGAGUGUUCAGAUAACGGCGACGGUACCUGCUCCGUUUCCUACCUGCCCACUGAGCCUGGAGACUACCUGGUGAACAUCCUGUUUGAAAACGUCCACAUACCUGGCUCACCGUUCAGAGCCGAUGUCCAGAUGCCCUUUGACCCUUCCAAGGUGGUCGCCUCGGGGUCUGGGCUCAAGAAAGCAAAGGUUGGAGAGAUCAGUGUUCUGAAUGUGGACUGCUCUCGAGCUGGGCCAGGCCAGCUCAGUCUGGAAGCGGUGCCGGAGUCCUCCCCAACCAGCCCUGUUGGUUCUGGGCCAGGUUCAGACAUGAAAGCAAAGACGGAGGUUGUGGACAACAAGGACGGGACCUACACAGUGACCUACGUCCCCCUGAGCUCCGGCAUGUACACCCUGAUGCUGAAGUAUGGAGGUAAAGCCGUCCCGGGUUUCCCAGCCAAGGUGAUGGUGGAUCCUGCUGUUGACACCUCCAAAGUCAAAGUGUUUGGACCUGGUGUUGAAGGACAAGCCAUUUUCAGAGAAGCCACCACAAAUUUCACAGUGGACGCCCGUCCUCUGACCAGGCGAGGAGGAGACCAUGUGAAGGCUGAGGUCAAGAACCCGUCUGGAGCUCUGACUGAGUGUGUGGUCACUGACAAAGCUGACGGGACCUACAGCGUCGAGUACACUCCAUUUGAGAACGGUGUCCACAGAGUCAAUGUUCUCUACGACGACACCCCGGUUCCCAGGAGCCCGUUCAGAGUUUCUGUAACUGAGGGCUGUGACCCCAGCAGGGUGGUGGCCACUGGCCCCGGACUCCAGCAAGCCCUGACGGAACAGACCAACACCUUCAACAUCAUCACAAGAGGGGCAGGAAUCGGCGGCCUCGGCAUCACCGUGGAGGGCCCAUCAGAGUCGAAGAUGUCGUGCAAAGACAACAAAGACGGCAGCUGCAGUGUGGAGUACGUUCCCCAUACGCCAGGCCUUUACGAAGUUAACAUUACCUACGGAGGAGAGCACAUCCCAGGAAGUCCAUUUAAGGUCCCAGUGAAAGAUGUGGUGGACUCCAGUAAGGUCAAGGUGUCUGGGCCGGGUGUGGUAUCAGGGGUCAGGGCAAAUAUCCCACAAUCCUUCACUGUGGACUGCAGGAAGGCUGGCGAGGCCCCUUUGGCUGUGGCCGUCACCGGUCCUAAAGGACUCGCAGAGCCGGUGGAGGUGAUUGACAACGGGGACGGGACCCACACCGUGUCUUACACUCCGUCAGUGGAGGGACCGUACUCUGUGUCCAUCAAAUAUGCGGACGAGGACGUUCCCCGCAGUCCCUUCAAGUUCAGAGUUCUGCCGACUCACGAUGCCAGUAAAGUGCGCGCCAGCGGACCCGGGCUGACCAGCGGCGUCCUCGCCAGCUUCCCGGUCCAGUUCAACAUUGACGCCAGAGAUGCCGGUCAGGGCCAACUGAGCGUGCUCAUCACAGACCAGGAUGGUAAACCCAAGCAGCCCAGUAUUCAUGACAACGAUGAUGGGACAUACACGGUGUCCUACGUCCCCGACCGCACCGGGCGCUACACCAUCGUCAUAAAGUAUGGCGGUGAUGACAUCCCUGCGUCCCCCUACAGAGUCCGUGCCACAGCCUCUGGAGAUGCCAGCAAGUGCACGGUCACCGGUCCUGGUGUGGGCCCCACUGUGGCCAUCGGCGAGGAGCUGGGGCUGGUAGUGAACGCUAAGGGUGCUGGAAAGGGAAAGGUGAGCUGUGUGGUGGUUCAGCCUGACGGCAGUGAAGUGGAGGCUGAGGUUCUGGAAAACGAAGACGGCACCUUUGACAUAUUCUACACCGCCCUGGCCCCGGGGAACUACGCCAUCUACGUCCGAUUCGGAGGAGAAAACAUCCCGCGCAGUCCGUUCAAAGUCAUGGCUACUGAUGAAGUUUCCAUCAGGCAACAGCAGAAUCUGAAACAGACAGAGGCUGGUCCCCCUAGAGCUGGCUUCCAGCCAUGGGUGACGUCAGAAGGCUACCAGCCAGUCGGCAGCAGCGUGAACGGCAGCGGCUUCAGACCGUUUGACAUGAUAAUACCGUUCUCCUUCAGAACAGGAGAAAUCACCGGUGAGGUGUUGAUGCCUUCAGGUAAAUCAGCUCAGCCACUGAUCACAGACAACCUGGAUGGGAGGGUGACGGUUCAGUACUCCCCUACUGAGGCUGGCCUGCAUGAGAUGCACAUCAAGUACAAUGGCACACACAUCCCAGAAUCUCCACUUCAGUUCUAUGUGAACCAUGCCAGCAGUCCCAACGUUACAGCCUACGGUCCUGGACUGAGCUACGGCGUCGCCAACAAGGUGGCAGCGUUCACCGUUUACACAGAUGAUGCCUCUGAAGGAGGUCUAGACCUGGCUAUUGAGGGUCCAUCCAAAGCUGAGAUCAGUUGUGUGGACAACAAAGAUGGGACGUGUAGCGUCAGCUACCUCCCCACGCUGCCUGGAGAUUACAACAUCCUGGUCAAAUACAACGAUGAUCACAUCGAUGGCAGCCCAUUUACUGCCAGGAUCACCGAGGACAACCAGCGACGCUCUCAGGUUAAACUGGGCUCGGCAGCAGAUUUCUCUCUGGACAUCAAUGAGAGCGACCUUAGUGUGUUGACCGCCAGCAUCAGAGCGCCCUCUGGACGGGACGAGCCCUGCCUGCUGAAGAGGAUGACCAACAACCACAUUGGUAUUUCCUUCAUCCCCCGGGAGGUGGGCGAGCACCAGGUCAGCAUCCUGAAGAACGGCCGGCAUGUUGCCAACAGCCCCAUCACCAUCAUGGUGGUCCAAUCUGAGAUCGGAGAUGCCAGACGCGUUAAGGCCCACGGCGAGGGCCUCGUUCAGGCCACCACCUUCAGUAACGCCAGCUUUGUGGUCGACACACAGGAGGCGGGUUAUGGUGGCCUGGCUCUGUCCAUUGAAGGUCCCAGUAAGGUGGACAUCCAGACAAAGGACCUGGAGGACGGUACCUGUGGAGUCACCUACUGUCCCACUGAACCUGGAAACUACAUCGUCUCGAUCCGGUUUGCAGAGGAACAUGUUCCAGGAAGUCCGUUCUCAGUGAGGGUGACUGGCGAAGGUCGCAUCCGGGAGAGCAUCACCCGUCGACAGAAAGCGGCAUCUGUUGCCAGCGUUGGGAGCGUGUGCGACCUCAACCUGAAGAUACCCGCAGUGGACAUGCAACACAUCACUGCUGAAGUUACUUCACCGUCUGGAACCAGUCAGCCCGCUGAACUGGUUUCCAUGGGCAACGACACCUAUUGUGUGCGGUUCGUGCCCACAGAGAUGGGUGUGCACAGCGUCAGUGUGAAGUACAGGGGCGUCCAUGUACCAGGCAGCCCCUUCCAGUUCACUGUGGGUCCACUGGGAGAGGGCGGAGCUGCCAAAGUGCGAGCCGGUGGACCAGGCCUGGAAGGAGCUCUGGCUGGAGAGCCAGCUGAGUUCAGCAUCUGGACAAGGGAGGCCGGAGCUGGUGGUCUGUCUGUCGCUGUGGAGGGUCCCAGCAGGGCAGAGAUCUCUUUCGAUGAUCGUAAAGAUGGAUCCUGUGGCAUCUCCUACAUUGCUCAGGAGCCUGGUGAUUAUGAGAUUUCGGUGAAGUUUAAUGAGCAGCACAUUCCUGACAGCCCCUACCUGGUUCCGGUUGUGGCUCCGGUGAACGAUGCCCGGCGCCUCACUGUUGCCGGCCUUCAGGAGUCCGGUCUUAAGGUGAAUCACCCAGCAUCCUUUGCGGUGCGUCUGAAUGGAGCGCAGGGAAAGUUGGAGGCCAAAGUCCACAGUCCCUCUGGAGCUCUGGAGGAGUGUGUCGUCACAGAGCUGGAGAAAGACAAGUACGCCAUCCGCUUCAUCCCCAGGGAGAAUGGCGUCCAUACCAUCGACGUAAAGUUCAAUGGCUCUCAUAUCCCAGGAAGUCCUUUCCAGGUACGGGUUGGAGAACCAGGACAGACCGGAGAACCCGGUCUGGUCUCAGCAUAUGGAUCUGGUCUGGAGAGGGGCACCACAGGAACCCAGUCAGAGUUCAUCAUUAACAACACUAAAGCGGGUCCCGGAGCUUUAGCCGUGACCAUCGAGGGUCCCUCCAAAGUGAAAAUGGACUGCCAGGAGAUCCCAGAAGGUUACAAAGUUCACUACACACCGAUGGCACCUGGAAGCUACCUGAUCAGCAUCAAAUAUGGAGGACCCAACCACAUCACUGGGAGUCCCUUCAAGGCCCGAGUCACAGGUGCUCGGUUGGUGAAUGUGACCAACGCCAGCGAGACGUCAACCCUGACGCUGGAUCCAACCGUACGCACAGCCAGCAGCAGCUUCACUCAGAGCGCUCUGCCCAGAGCAGGAGACUCUGAUGCCGGCAAGGUGCUGAGCCGAGGACCUGGACUCAGCAAGGCCUUCGUGGGCCAGAGGAGCAACUUCUCUAUAGACUGCAGCAAAGCUGGUAAGAACGUGCUCCUAGUGGGCGUGUAUGGCCCUCAGGUCCCCUGUGAGGAGGUUCUGGUCAAACAUCUGGGGAACCUGCAGUACAAUGUCAGCUACGUGCUGAAGGAACGGGGCAGCUACGUUCUGGUGGUGAAGUGGGGCGACGACCACAUCCCAGGGUCCCCGUUUAAUGUCACCGUCCCAUGAUGCACCACAGAAAAACUGUCGACCUGUCUGCCGCGUUUGCAUCCCUGCUGAGCUGGAGAGGAAGCAUUGGCUGCACUACAGAUUACUGUCAAAUGAACCGCUGCUGAACAAAAACGUGCUCUAAGCCUGUCUUUCUAUUAAAGUCUAAGAUUUUCUGUCUGAACAUUGAUGUCUGACACAUUUUUACUUAGUCAAAAUGUAAAAAGGCUAAAGAAUAAAACUGAAUGUGUGCUCUUGGUUGGGUGGUGUAGCAGGAAGGACAAAAAUGGAUAAACUAGAUGUAACACAUUAAUUAUAGUUGCCCUGCAAUUCAAGAUUGAAUCUGUUUGCACUUGGCUGUUUUCUAGUCUGCACACUUCAUGAUUCCAAAAUAUUAAACUGGAUUUGGGGAAAAGAACAAGUGUUACUUGGAGCUGGAAUAACAACACUUUUCUUUGCAUGUACAGUGCCAGGAUGAUAAUAAACAUGGAGUUCUGUCGGGUUUGAACCAUUGUUCUGGUUAGUCAGCAUCAGAAACCAGCCAAUAAAACCAAAUCGGUGCCAAACAGCGAGUCUGCAUCUCGGUUGGGGGAAAAACUGGACUUCUUCCUUUUUAGUUUGUGAAACUACUGAUUACUUGUUGCUUAUUGAGUUCAUCACUUCCUUAUUGUCACAAAAAGUUUUAACUGUUUACGCUGCCUUCAAACUACUGUUUCCUGCGAUCCGCAAAACACUGCUUGCUGUGUAGAGGUUUGGUCCCCGAGAGUUUCCAAUCAUUCAGUGGCUCAGUUCUGAUCCAUUUCCUCUCCACCUGAACAGAACACACAGGAGGUUUAGAUGAUCAUGGUUAUCCAAGUGAAAGAUCUGAGCUGGAGAAGUCUACAUGAAUUGGUCUCUUUGUGUCCUUACAUUUUGCUACUUCACUGCUACUUUUGAUACUUCAGGAGGUUUUGUGUUGGAGGGUGGGGACCUUGUCAUUUUCUGAUGAUCUGAUGUACUGUACAUUUGAUAAUUAAACUGGAAUCUGAAAAAAAUGAAUAACA
Messenger RNA from Girardinichthys multiradiatus, 8983 nucleotides. It is a transcript of the gene flnba, whose product is annotated as filamin-B. Gene Ontology annotation, biological process: actin cytoskeleton organization. The transcript is spliced from 49 exons. The coding region runs from base 114 to 7961 and encodes 2615 amino acids. Lineage: Eukaryota; Metazoa; Chordata; Actinopteri; Cyprinodontiformes; Goodeidae. Gene Ontology annotation, molecular function: actin filament binding. The record is from RefSeq and is a predicted model, not a curated record.